AACAAUUAAGCACACUCCUCUUUUUUCUUCACUCCAAUUCCAACUCCAACAAUCAAAAUCAUCACAAAAUGGAUUUCCCUUUCAACCAUGGCCGUAACUCCUCAAACGUAACCCACACUCACCACCACAACCCAAGAGACGACACAGAAGAAUCAGAAUUCCCUCCACCCGGUUACACCUCCUCCCCCUUCAACCACGCACCACCGCCACAUCAUCACCAACAACCACCACCGCCAUUCUACAACGACUCUUACCCACCACCACCACUUCCUCACCAAGCAGAAACUCAAGUCUUCCACACUGGACACGUGUCCCGUGACGACGACUUCGAUUACCCUGCUCCACCUCCGCCUCAGCCUCAUAACUACGGUGGAUACCCACCUGCACCUGAUCACUCCUCCACCCCGUUCCCUAACACUACUGUUCAACAUGUUUCUCAUGAGUCCCAUCACCCUCAUUUUCCAACGUCCGUUCACCAUGUCAACCAUGAGGUAUCACCUGUUGGUCAUCCUAUCUCCUCCAACAAACGCACUUUCAAGAUUCUCACCAAAGCUUCCCAGAAUCACUCCCUCACUAUCCGUCGUGGCGAAGUGGUUUUUGCACCCUCUGAUCCCUUAGAUCAGCAUCAGCAUUGGUACAAGGAUGAGAAGUGGAGUACCAGGGUGAAGGAUGAAGAUGGUCACCCUUCUUUUGCUUUGGUCAACAAGGUCACUGGGGAAGCCAUUAAGCAUUCCAUUGCUGCCUCCCAUCCAGUUCGGCUGGUCCGAUACAAUCCAGACUAUCUUGAUCAGUCUAUUUUAUGGACUGAGAGCAAGGACCAGGGUAGCGGCUUCCGGGCUGUAAGGAUGGUCAACAAUAUUCAUCUCAACAUGGAUGCCUUUCAUGGUGACAAAGAUUCUGGAGGUGUGCAUGAUGGCACUACUGUUGUCCUCUGGGACUGGAACAGCGGUGAUAACCAGCAGUGGAAGAUCUUGCCCUACUGAGUACAAUUGAAGGCACUGUCAAUGGUUUUGAAGAAUAAUUAUCUAUAUCUAUAAGUUGGGAAGACUGUUGUCUCUUUUGUUUGAUGAGUGGUUUGUGUUUUGUUUGUAUAAUUUGUGCGUUUUUGGUAAUAUAUGAACCGUUUGCUAUGAAGUUAUUGGUACCAAGCAACCGUUUGCUAUGAAGUUAUUGGUACCAAGCAACCGGCUACAGAUUUUUCAAUAGAACAUGUUGUGUGUUGAUCACUUGGUUGCUCUCAUUUAUGUGCCUCUGUAUAUCUAAAUGUGAUUCAGUGUGAACCAUUAUUGUUUUCAAGAGCA
Vicia villosa (hairy vetch) is the source of this 1301-nucleotide messenger RNA. RefSeq names its product ricin B-like lectin R40G3. The record is from RefSeq and is a predicted model, not a curated record. The transcript is spliced from 4 exons. The coding region runs from base 69 to 983 and encodes 304 amino acids. Lineage: Eukaryota; Viridiplantae; Streptophyta; Magnoliopsida; Fabales; Fabaceae.